GUUCAUCUUGAAAGUUAUGGUAUUUCCAUAAUACGGCCCCGUAGGCGAUGAUCAAAUCAUAUGACAGCUGUAUGGGCGUUGGUUUUUGGUCUGUGCUGGUCGAGCGAAGUCCUGCUUGUCUCACUGCGGUAGUCGUUGCCUGCUACACGAGUCGGUGAUCCUUGCGAAUCGAGACCGGAGCUACAAUCUUUGUUUGAAAGCAAUAACCAGUUAUCAAGAUGGCCUUCCCGCCGACUCGUGGCCUGGUCAAGGCCAAGAAGUACGACUGGAAGGAUUCUAACUUGGCACUAUUCGGUUCCGAUACCGAGAAAUCGAUCAAGAAGGAAUCGGCAAAGACAGAAAUCGCCUGGAGGGGCGCUGGACAAAAACCAGGUCUGCAGGUUUGGCGCAUCAACAAGUUUAAAGUUGAACACUGGCCUAAGGAUGAUUAUGGCAAUUUCUACAACGGUGAUUCUUACAUUAUCCUCAAUACCUACAAAAAGCCUGAUUCGAAAUCUGAGGAGUUGCUGUACGAUGUUCAUUUCUGGAUCGGGCAGUACUCCACACAGGACGAGUAUGGCACAGCAGCAUACAAGACCGUAGAGUUGGACCAUCUCCUGGACGACAAACCAGUGCAGCAUCGCGAAGUGAUGGACUACGAGUCGGACUUGUUCAAGACUUACUUCCCCUCUAUCACUAAGAUGGAGGGCGGUUGUGCCACUGGAUUCCGCCACGUUGGGCCCAAGCAGUACGAACCACGCCUACUGCAGUUCAAGGGUGAUAAGAAGAAUGUCACUCUUAGAGAGAAACCUCUCAACAAGCAUGUCUUGGACUCCAGUGAUGUCUUCAUCUUGGAUCUGGGACUGAAGAUCUUCCAGUGGAACGGCGAGACUUGCAACAAAGAUGAGAAAACUAAGGCUAUGCAGUACGUGGCCCAGCUGAAGGGUCGUCGUGGGAAAGCCUCCAGCCAAGUCCUGGAGUCGGCCCGCAUUGGUCCCGAUCAUCAAUUCAUGCAGGCUCUAUCUGACGACCCGCUGGAUGAGGAAGACGCAGCAGUGGGCGUGGAUGACUCCCAGCCCGCCCUCUUUAGGCUGAAAAACACUGACAAGCUUUACUUCACGAAGGAGGCGGAGGGAAGCCUGCCAAAAUCCAAGCUGGAUCCUAAUGACGUGUUCAUCGUCGACAACAAGAAGGAACUGUACGUGUGGGUGGGCAAGGGCGCCGACUCAGCCGAGAGAAAGAACGCCUUCUCCUACGCCCACAAAUAUCUGCAGGACACCAAGCAUCCCUUCAUCCCAAUCACGUGCUUCAACGAGGGUCAUGAGAAGCCUGAAUUCUUCAAGGCUCUGUCUUAAGACAGUCACCGUGACCUAUGACAUCCAGAUCGACCUAUUACAUCACCUCUUACCUCACUUACGCAGACACAGGCGUUCUUGAAAUUUUAGAUACAAACGCUUGUAUCAUGCAGAUGACACUAAAGUGUUAAAUGCACAGCAACACAUUGGUAACGUUCAACACUAAAGUGGUAAAUGCAUUGGUAACGUUCAACCGUUGUAAAUGUACAGCAACACAUUGGAAACGUUCAACACAUUGUCACAGCACGUCACUGUUUCAGUUUCAUAUUUACAGUCUUGCUGCAUGGUUAAAAAUUUCGCACAACAUCGCAGUGACCACUACAAUGGCAAAAAGUGCAACUAAAGAUAUAACAAGCCACAAAACAGGACAAAGAAAAAAUUCCGGUUGUACAAUAGUCUACUACUUACAGCACUGCCAGGUAUUAAACUCUAAACUUAAAACACUGCAACAAUAAAUCAUCACAUUAACCACAUAUUCUGUCUGUGAAAAAAAAUACUCUGGGGAAUUGCGAACACCGCAGUUUUGUACGUUUUUAAGACACGAAGUAGGAUGUCGAAUAUCGAAGUUUGUGGCGAACAGCUAAUAAUUUUAAAUGAUCUGUGAUAAUAAUACCAGAAAGCGGUUUAACUAGUUAACGAAGAAAGUCGCUGUUUCGUUGUAGCAAAGUAUCUGUAAUGUUUAUAUUUCAAUUGGUAUUUAUUUUUAAAAGCUCAUAAAAAUAAUUCCCAGUAAAGUGAAGGUUGGACGUUCUAAAAGUCUUUAAACUAGUACCCAAAGUAACCUAUUGAAUGGACUGUAAGCCGCACGCAAUUCUAACACAAAGAAAUUAUUUUGGGAUUGAUCUUGUGAAAAUUAAAGGAUCUCUCCGAACCAACAAAGGGACAUUGCAAAAACAAAUGUGUAAAGUGACUACAUUAGAACCCAAGCGGCGUGCCUUUGAAACAUGUAGAUCAUGUUAGUGCUAUAGUUUAGAAUUACAUGUACAUUAUGUCUGAACAUCGUCAUGCGUUUUUAAAGGAAAAGUCCAGCUGAACAGUUCAGUGUUUUGUGAUCACUGCUAGUCAAGUUUUUUCCGAAUUCCAAAGCGAAAACUAAAAAUACAAUGUAGUCUAUUUUACAGGCAGCUUUUCCGCCUUUUCGGCGAUAUUACCACAUGUGUAAAGGAUAAGUUGGAUUUUUAGGUAAUACUUAACAAAAUACAUGGUAUCAUGUAUGUAAAAGAAGGUAAUUUUUUUAAGAGAUUAGAAAUAUAAGAUACUUUUUAAUCUUUUCUCUUAAUAACGUAAAGCAAAUUAGAAGAUUGCCAAGGCUUAUUUUUGUGAUUUCUAUGGCUGAUACUUCUUGCUGAAACAUUUUGUAGUGCAAUAGCAAUAGGCUAACCAGUGGUGUCGAAUGGUGGUAUGGUAAAGUGUAAGUGUUGUGUUCUUUCUUCCUUUUUUUCAUAAUCCGAACUUUAUGACAUAAAAUUAUUUCUGUUACAUGUAUUUUGCAUGAACAAUAAAAAUUAAAGUAGAUGACAAGCAACUGCAGUUGAAAGAAUUCGAUCGGAAAUGUC
Messenger RNA from Patiria miniata (bat star), 2890 nucleotides. Its product is annotated as gelsolin-like protein 1. Gene Ontology annotation, molecular function: actin filament binding. Lineage: Eukaryota; Metazoa; Echinodermata; Asteroidea; Valvatida; Asterinidae. Bases 219 to 1334 code for a protein of 371 amino acids. The transcript has 11 exons. The record is from RefSeq and is a predicted model, not a curated record.